Messenger RNA from Thalassophryne amazonica, 1992 nucleotides. RefSeq lists its product as uncharacterized. The record is from RefSeq and is a predicted model, not a curated record. NCBI's taxonomy places the organism in Eukaryota, Metazoa, Chordata, Actinopteri, Batrachoidiformes, Batrachoididae. Gene Ontology annotation, molecular function: nucleic acid binding. Gene Ontology annotation, biological process: DNA integration.
AUGUCAUUUUCUGAUGGAGGAGGCUCAGCAUUAGCAGGGGAGGAAGAAGAAUCCCAGGACAACCGGCUCGAGGAACAAGCAGUUCAAAACGAACCACCUCGAGAAGCACAAGCACAGGCACCGCCACCGCCAGUAAGAAUGGCAACGCUUUUGGGACACAUUGAUGCCUACAACGAAUCAUCGGACCAAUGGUCGACUUAUUUCGAGAGCAAGGAAUUGGGGACACUGAAAGGAUUCGAAGCUUCACUGACGCUGAAGCCAGACCAGCAGCCAAAGUUCUGCCAAGCUCGGGUGGUACCGUAUGCGCUGAGACCUAAAGUGGAAGCUCAAAUAGAGCACCUCCUCCAGCAAGGAGUUAUCUCUCCGGUUCAGUUCAGCGACUGGGCAACCCCCAUAGUGCCUGUCAUGAAGAAGAACAGUAGUGUGAGGAUAUGUGGAGAUUUUAAGGUGACUGUAAAUCCAGCCCUGUGCGCUGAACACUACCCAAUACCUCGUAUUGAGGAUUUGUUUGCGUCCUUGUCUGGACAUCGUUUCAGCAAACUGGACCUUUCACAGGCCUACCUUCAGGUACCGGUUAAGUCAGAUUCUAGGAAAUAUCUUACGAUCACCACCAAUAAGGGCAUGUUCUGCUGCAAUCAUUUACCAUUUGUAAUUACUUCGCGCCUUCCUAUUCAGAGAAUUAUGGACCAAGUGCUCCGAGGGCUACCAAAUGUACAUUGCUUUCUUGAUGACAUUUUCAUCACAGGCCAAGAUGAUGUGCACCAUCUGAGAAAUCUCGAAGCUGUUUUGAAUCGUCUUGAAAAAUUUGGGCUCCGAGUCCAAAAGGAGAAAUGUGAGUUCUUCAGGAACUCGCUAGAGUACUUGGAGCACAUGAUUGAUUCUGUAGGGCUCCACAAGUCUGACGAUAAGAUCAAAGCCAUUGUGGAGGCCCCUAUCAUAUGGAAAGAUGAACUCUCCGUACUUCAAGGCUGCUUAAUGUGGGGAAAUCGAGUUGUAGUCCCAGCCAAACUACAUCAGCAUGUCUUAGACAAACUCCACGCCGGAUACCCGGGCGUGGUCAGGAUGAAAUCUCUGGCGAGGAGCUACAUGUGCUGGCCGGGUCUGGAUGUGCAGGUGGAGGAGAGGUGCAAGACGUGCACCCAGUGCCAACGAUGUCAAAAGAGCCCUGCCCUCACACCGCUGCACCCAUGGCCCUGGCCAACAGGUCCGUGGCAGCGAAUUCAUAUCGACUUCGCCGGCCCCUUGGAGGGGCACAUGUUCUUCAUCAUUGUGAACGCUCAUUCCAAGUGGCCCGAAGUCAUAUUGACGGAUUCAACCUCAUCUGCAAAAAUAAUUGAACUGUUAAGAGGCCUCUUCAGUCAUUACGGAGUACCAGAGGUCCUAGUGAGUGAUAAUGGGCCUCAAUUCUCUUCUGAGGAGUUUGCCCACUUUUUAACAUCCAAUGGCAUUACGCACAAACGCUCCGCUCCUUUCCAUUUGGCAAUGAACGGCCUGGCAGAGCGUUUUGUGCAGACAUUUAAACAUUCUCUGAAGUUGUCGAGGGGUACAGCUUCGGUCCAGCGGCGACUCGAUGCUUUCCUGCUAUACUACAGAAAUACCCCCCACGCCACUACAAAAGAGUCACCUGCUACACUGUUUCUCCGUCGCAGACUGCGCACCCGCCUAGACCUGCUGAAACCGAGCGUGUCAGCAGUGGUGGAUCGAGCACAAGAGGACCAACAGCGACACCGUGGCGCACACGCUAAAGCGAGAACUUUUAAAGUGGGAGACCUGGUGCUUGUCCGGGACUAUCGGAAGGGGGAGAACAAGUGGAUGACUGGUACGGUUACAUCGCAAGCAGGGCCAAGGUCGUACCAGGUCGAAGUUGCAUCAAAUCAGCAGUGGAAUCGACAUGCAGACCAGAUGGUGGCCUGUCACCCCAGCAUCGUCCAGCCAGAAAAACAAGCGCAGAGAAACAACCGACACCCACUGCAGUCAUCCCAACGGCCAUGA